UGACCAGUAGGAGGCGCCCAAACACACUCGUCUGUGUUUAUUAUCACGCUUGAGAAAGAUGGCCGAGGUUGACAAUGAUGGGGAGCGGAAAACAACAGACAAAGAUGACUUGCACGUGUUAAAGGAGCUGGUAGAUGAUCUUUACUCCUUUAGGGACUGUUACUUUGAGACGCACAGUGUUGAAGAUGCUGGUAGGAAACAGAAUGAUGUUGCUCAAGAGAUGGCGAAGACACUUAAGAGGCUGGAGGAAAAAGAAGACGUGUACAAACACAGUGCCCAGUUCCUGCUGCUAUGGGGUCGGUGUCUGAAUGUUACUCCAGGGUUUAGUCAGACUGCAGAGGAGUGUCUGUCCCGGGCGGUUAAACUGGAACCAGGUUUGGUUGAGGGCUGGAACACACUGGGAGAGCAGUACUGGAAGAAAAGAGACCUGACAGCGGCCGAGACCUGUUUCACAGGUGCACUACAGCAGAGUAAGAAUAAAGUGUCUCUGAGAAGCCUGUCUAUGGUGCUGCGACAGCUGCCACCGCAAGAGGACACUCGGGGGCAGAGCAAACGCAUUGUGGAGAGUGUGGAGCUGGCCAGGCAAGCUGUGCAACUCGACGUCACUGAUGGGACUUCGUGGUAUAUUUUAGGGAACGCAUAUAUCUCCAUGUUUUUCACCAGUGGACAAAACCCACAGCUCUCUCAACAAGCCCUCAGUGCCUAUGCACAGGCUGAGAAAAUCGACAAAGCAUCCUCAAUGAAUCCUGACCUCCACUUCAACAGAGCUACGUUGUACCAGUAUGAAGAGAUGUACAGUUCAGCUCUGGAUGGAUUCAGCCGUGCUGCAGCUCUGGAUCCUGCCUGGGAAGAUGCUCGGGAGAGAGAAAAACAGCUGCUGAAUUACCUAGACCAGCUUACAGUGUUAAAAGAGAAUAAGGGGAAAGUAAAAUCUCGGCGUCUUCGUCACAUGCUCUCCUCCCUCAGCUCCUCCACUUUGGGCCCAUGCUCCUCCCCUCAGUUCCGGUCUCCCUCAGGCCGCGUGGGGAGCCUUGAACCCCGCAGCUUAUCUGCUCUCACUCACGGCCACAACGGCGGGGUGGCAGCACUAGGAAAAGUGGUCUUCAGUCUGGCCUCAGAGGGCCGUAUGGCCUUCACAUUUGGCAUGGUGGACAGUGAAGAGACCUGUUGUGUAGUAAUGGUGUAUAAUACAGCAGACAGCUGGGGUGUUUUAAUAGGGGAUACUGUAGUCAUUCCUGAACCACAGGUUAAACGGCACAGCGUAACGCACAAAGAUAAGUCAUAUGACUUCCGAAGUAUACGUGUGGACUCUCCCUUGCUACUUAUAGUCAAUGGGAAAAGACAGGUGAUGAAAAGCCAAAGUGCAGCCUUCGUUACUUACAAACCUCAAAGUGAAUGAAAACUCUAGAGAGGACACACGGUGAGAGCAUUGAGAGCAAUGAGGGUAGUGUUUUUCCAGUUUGUAUAUAUUUAGUUCUGUUCCUGUUUCUGUGGACGGGAAAACUCUGUACAUAUAUAUAUUUUUUCCUCUUGUUGAUGGGCAUCAUUGUUAAGAUUGUACUGUGGUCUGUUUCAUAUUUGGGUUGUGAAAAUAAAAAAAUGAAAUCCCA
Carassius gibelio (silver crucian carp) is the source of this 1610-nucleotide messenger RNA. Its product is annotated as tetratricopeptide repeat protein 5-like. The transcript has 10 exons. Bases 59 to 1399 code for a protein of 446 amino acids. Gene Ontology annotation, molecular function: protein binding. The record is from RefSeq and is a predicted model, not a curated record. NCBI's taxonomy places the organism in Eukaryota, Metazoa, Chordata, Actinopteri, Cypriniformes, Cyprinidae.